This is a messenger RNA of Truncatella angustata, 1008 nucleotides long. RefSeq names its product alpha/beta hydrolase fold-domain-containing protein. The record is from RefSeq and is a predicted model, not a curated record. NCBI's taxonomy places the organism in Eukaryota, Fungi, Ascomycota, Sordariomycetes, Amphisphaeriales, Sporocadaceae. Gene Ontology annotation, molecular function: hydrolase activity. The transcript has 2 exons. Bases 1 to 1008 code for a protein of 335 amino acids.
AUGGCAGGGAUAACUCAACCCCCUUACCCUCUUCAUGAGUCGACCACUGGCCGCAUUGAUGAAGAGUACGCGGCGUUCUAUAACCAGCACAUCAUAGAUAAGCAGCAAGUUCAUCUGCAGCCCGUGGAAGCAUCCCGGGCGAGCGGUAUCCUUAUUCCCGGAGCCGGUCCGCUUCAGCCGGUUGCCAGCACUUCGGAUCAUACAAUCUCCAGGAAGGAAAGCCAAGGCCCGGAAGUCAAAGUGCGAUGUUUCACACCUCAAGGAGACAAGCCUGAUGCCGGCUGGCCUGCAUGUGUGUAUUUUCAUGGAGGUGGUUGGGUUCUUGGAACAAUCGAUACCGAAAACGUCAUUGCGUCCAACCUGUGCGCCCGCGCGAAAUGUGUAGUGGUGGCGGUGGACUAUAGGCUCGCCCCGGAAGACCCUUUCCCUGCUGCGGUACACGAUAGCUGGGAGGCAGUGCUCUGGACGCUGGGCGAGGGAAAGGAGAUAUUGAACAUCGACGAAAACAAGCUGGCAACUGGAGGCUCGUCAGCCGGGGCAAACUUGGCGGCUAUCAUGUGCCAGAGGUCCGCGGACCGUGGAGGUCCCAGAUUCCUCUUACAGCUGCUGUCUGUGCCGGUAAUGGACAACACAGCCGAUGCCACGAACAAUAAGUCUUGGAAGGAAAACCAGUUCAGCCCCGCACUGCCCGCCGAGAAGAUGCUGUGGUAUAGGCGUCACUAUUUGCCCGACGGGAAUGACUGGGACCAUCCUGAAGCAAGCCCUCUCUUCUGGAAAGGCGACUGGUCCAAGUUGCCGGCUGCAUGUUUCGUUCUCGGUGAGCUGGACGUUCUCCGGACCGAGGGCGAGCAGUUUGGCAAGAAACUAGAAGAGGCCGGGGUGAAAGCCGACAUCAACGUCAUGAAGGGCCAACCCCACCCCUUCAUUGCGAUGGAUGCGGUACUGGAGGCUGGUGCGAGGGCCAUAACGCUAUUCUGUGACGCCUUGUACAACGCCAUGUAUACGUAG